GACCCAUGAAUACAAAUGCCGUUAGGUGCCCGUGGAAGGACGGACCGGCCAGCCUCGCACUUAGGGACCCAGGGGUUUCUCUUCGCCUGGAUCUUAGUCUCAUUCGCCUGUCACCUGGCCUCCACCCAAGGAGCUCCUGAAGAUGUGGACGUCCUCCAGCGGCUGGGCCUCAGCUGGACGAAGGCAGGGGGUGGCCAGAGCCCUGCACCCCCGGGAAUCAUUCCCUUCCCGUUGGGCUUCAUUUUCACUCAGCGGGCCCGGCUGCAGGCCCCCACAGCCUCCGUCAUUCCUGCUGCCCUCGGCACGGAGCUGGCACUGGUGCUGAGCCUCUGCUCCCACCGGGUCAACCAUGCCUUCCUCUUUGCUGUCCGAAGCCGGAAGUACAGGCUGCAGCUGGGCCUGCAGUUUCUCCCCGGCAGGACAGUUGUCCACCUGGGGCCGCGGCGCUCCGUGGCCUUCGACCUUGACGUGCACGAUGGGCGCUGGCACCACCUGGCACUGGAGCUCCGCAGCCGCACGGUUACUCUGGUGACGGCCUGUGGGCAGCGCCGGCUGCCUGUCCCGCUGCCUUUCCAUAGGGACUCCAUGCUUGACCCCCAGGGCUCCUUCCUCUUUGGGAAGAUGAGCCCGCACGCUGUCCAGUUUGAAGGUGCCCUCUGCCAGUUCAGUGUCCUCCCUGUGACGCAGGUUGCCCGUAAUUACUGUGCUCACCUGAGGAAGCAGUGUGGACAGGCUGACACGUAUCGGCCCCAGCUGGGACCCCUCUUCCCCGUAGACGCUGGCAGACCCUUCGCCCUCCAGAGCGACCUGGCCCUGCUAGGCCUGGAGAACCUGACCACUGCCACACUGGCCCUGGGGGCACGGCCAGUAGGCAGGGGACCCACGGUGACCGUGCCCACCAAGCCCCUAAGGACAAACCCUCCAGACCUUCACCAGCACGUGGCAGGGGGAGGCCCAGCCCAGACCACGUCGCCACCUGCCAAGCUGCCAGCCAGUAAAGCACCUCCUUCCUCGUCCCCAGCCUUUCCUGCCAGCCCUACCAGGGCCCGCCCUGUAGCUGCCCAAUCCUUGCAGAAGGUCACAGCCACCAAGAUCCCCAAGAGUCUCCCCACCAAGCCUCUGGCCCCUUCUCCUUCAGUUGCCCCUACGAGAAGCCCUCAGCUGACCCAGAAAACUGCUCCCCGUCCAUUCACAAGGUCAGCCCCACCCACCCGGAAGCCUGUGCCUCCCACCCCCCACCCAGCUCCUGCCAAGGCCUCCGGUCCUACAGCGAAGCCUGUCCAGCGGAACCCUGUUGUGCCCCGACUUGUGCCGCUCAGUGCCCGGCCUCCCGUGGCCAGCUCCUCUAAGUCCUUGCCCACAGUAACCCAGGAUGAGUCCAGGCUAACCAGCCGUGCCAGCAAGCUGGCCUCAACCCGUGCCAGCACCCACAAACCUCCCCAGCCUGCAGUUUUGCCCUCGUCUUCUGCGUCUUCUGCUUCCAGUUCUGGCUCUACCAGAGCUGCUCGGCCGUCAGCCACAGUGGUGGCUCCAGCCUUGGGCACUGGGACUCCCAGAACAACACUUCCUACUCUCGCUCCUGGUUCUGUCCCUUCUGGAAACAAGAAACCCACUGGAUCAGAAGCCUCAAAAAAGAGUGGACCCAAGAACAGCACCUGGAAGCCCACACCCGUCAAACCUGGGAAGGCCGCUGGGGAUGCCCCCUUGAACGACCGGACAACCAGGCCCAGCCCCAGCCAGUCCCUGGCCAGUUGGCGGACCACCCCUGCUGUGGUGUUAGCCCCAGCGCGAGUCCUGUCCUCCAACCCCCGGCCCACGAGCGGCAGCUACUCCUUUUUCCACCUGGUGGAACCCACCCCUUUUCCACUGCUGAUGGGGCCUCCAGGGCCCAAGGGAGACUGCGGCCUGCCGGGUCCCCCUGGGCUUCCUGGACUACCUGGACCUCCUGGCCCCCGGGGGCCUCGGGGUCCUCCUGGGCCGUAUGGAAACCCAGGCCUGCCCGGCCCUCCUGGUGCCAAAGGACAGAAAGGGGACCUGGGGCUCUCACCAGGACAGGCCCACGAUGGGGCAAAGGGUGACAUGGGCCUGCCUGGGCUCUCCGGGAAUCCAGGACCUCCAGGAAGAAAGGGACACAAGGGCUACCCUGGACCUGCAGGGCACCCCGGAGAACAGGGGCAGCCGGGACCCGAGGGCAGCCCAGGGGCCAAAGGUUACCCUGGCAGGCAGGGGUUACCUGGACCUGUAGGAGACCCUGGCCCUAAAGGCAGCCGGGGCUACAUCGGAAUCCCAGGGCUCUUCGGCCUGCCAGGGUCCGAUGGAGAGCGGGGCCUGCCUGGUGUUCCUGGCAAGAAGGGCAAGAUGGGUAGGCCGGGCUUCCCUGGAGACUUUGGGGAAAGAGGCCCACCAGGACUUGAUGGAAACCCUGGCGAUCUGGGCCUACCAGGGCCCCCAGGAGUCCCCGGCCUCCUUGGUGACAUGGGAGUGUUGGGUCCCAUUGGCUACCCAGGACCCAAGGGCAUGAAGGGACUGAUGGGCAGCGUGGGGGAGCCCGGACUGAAAGGUGAUAAGGGCGAGCAGGGCGUCCCAGGCGUGUCGGGAGAGCCUGGCUUCCAAGGAGACAAGGGGAGCCAGGGGUUGCCAGGUGUCCCAGGUGCACGGGGGAAGCCAGGGCCCACUGGCAGAGUUGGAGACAAAGGCUCUCUCGGGUUUCCUGGGCCCCCUGGACCCGAGGGAUUUCCGGGAGAUAUCGGCCCCCCUGGAGACAACGGCCCGGAGGGCACGAAGGGUAAGCCUGGAGCUCGAGGCCUGCCGGGACCCCGUGGGCAGCCGGGGCCUGAGGGAGAUGAGGGACCCAUGGGGCCACCAGGGGCCCCUGGCAUGGAGGGUCUGCCUGGAAGGAAGGGAUUUCCUGGGAGGCCCGGCCCGGAUGGCUCAAAGGGGGAGCCAGGGGAACCUGGACGGCCGGGGCCCAUGGGUGAACAGGGGCUUCUGGGAUUCAUUGGUCUGGUUGGGGAGCCAGGAAUCGUGGGAGAAAAGGGUGACCGUGGCGUAAUGGGACCCCCAGGUGCUCCAGGACCUAAAGGGUCGAUGGGUCAUCCAGGAAUGCCAGGUGGUGUCGGGAUUCCCGGAGAGCCUGGACCCCCGGGUCCUCGAGGAUCACGUGGCCCACCAGGCAUGCGGGGAGCGAAGGGACGCAGGGGUCCCCGAGGACCAGAUGGACCAGCUGGAGAGCAGGGGUCCAGGGGCCAGAAGGGCCCUGCAGGACCUCGGGGCAGACCGGGCCCACCUGGACAGCAGGGUGCAGCUGGUGAGCGAGGCCACUCAGGGCCACGAGGCUUUCUCGGCAUCCCAGGUCCCUCGGGCCCCCCAGGCACCAAGGGCCUCCCAGGAGAACCGGGCCCUCAGGGACCACAGGGGCCAAUUGGCCCUGCAGGAGAGAUGGGGCCCAAGGGGCCGCCGGGUGCAGUGGGAGAACCAGGCCCUCCCGGGGAAGCUGGGAUGAAGGGCGACCUUGGACCCCUGGGCAGCCCUGGGGAGCAGGGCCUCAUUGGGCAGCGGGGGGAGCCAGGCCUUGAGGGAGACAGUGGUCCUGCAGGGCCCGACGGGCUGAAGGGGGACAGGGGGGACCCAGGGCCUGAUGGUGACCGUGGUGAGAAAGGACAGGAAGGGCUGAAGGGCGAGGAUGGGCCCCCUGGGCCCCCUGGCAUCACUGGCAUCCGGGGUCCCGAAGGAAAACCAGGGAAGCAGGGCGAGAAGGGCCGGAUGGGAGCCAAGGGUUCCAAGGGCUACCCAGGACAGCUGGGUGAGAUGGGCGUCCCUGGGGACUCCGGACCCCCGGGCACCCCAGGCCCUAAAGGGUCCCGGGGCAGCCUGGGACCAACGGGUGCUCCAGGACGGAUGGGGGCCCAAGGAGAACCAGGACUGGCUGGUUACGGUGGACACAAAGGCGUUGUGGGACCCCUUGGGCCUCCGGGACCAAAAGGCGAGAAGGGAGAGCAGGGUGAGGAUGGCAAGGCCGAGGGUCCCCCUGGGCCACCUGGAGAUCGGGGUCCUGUGGGUGAUCGAGGAGACCGCGGGGAACCUGGGGACCCUGGAUACCCUGGACAGGAGGGUGUGCAAGGCCUCCGAGGAAAGCCCGGCCAGCAGGGCCAGCCCGGGCAUCCAGGACCCCGGGGGCGGCCGGGACCCAAAGGAUCAAAAGGCGAAGAGGGCCCAAAGGGAAAGGCAGGCAAGGCCGGGGCGCCAGGCCGGAGGGGAAUCCAGGGACUGCAGGGGCUGCCGGGGCCUCGGGGCGUGGUAGGGAGACAAGGCCCUGAGGGUGCCGCUGGACCAGACGGGCUUCCAGGCAGGGAUGGCCGAGCAGGACAGCAGGGAGAGCAGGGAGACGACGGGGACCCCGGCCCCGUGGGCCCUGCUGGGAGGAGAGGAAAUCCGGGUGUAGCCGGCUUGCCUGGAGCACAGGGGCCCCCAGGAUUCAAGGGUGAAAGCGGGUUACCCGGACAACUGGGUCCUCCCGGCAAGCGGGGCACAGAGGGCGGAAUGGGGCUUCCUGGGAGCCAGGGGGAGCCGGGCUCCAAGGGCCAGCCGGGCGACUCCGGUGAAAUGGGCUUCCCCGGAGUGGCUGGCCUCUUCGGACCCAAGGGCCCCCCUGGUGACCUCGGCUUCAAAGGCAUCCAGGGCCCCCGGGGGCCUCCCGGCUUGAUGGGGAAGGAAGGCAUCGUUGGGCCCCUCGGAAGCCUGGGCCCCUCAGGACUCCCGGGUCGGAAGGGUGACAAAGGCAGCCGUGGGGACUGGGGACUGCAAGGUCCAAAAGGUCCUCCCGGCCCGAGAGGGCAGCCCGGGCCCCCGGGCCCCCCAGGACAUCCCCUCCAGCUUCAACAAGAUGACCUCGGGGCAGCUUUCCAGACGUGGAUGGACACUAACGGAGCACUCAGAUCAGAGGAGUAUAGCUAUCCGGACCGGCUGGUGCUGGACCAGGGAGGGGAGAUCUUCAAAACCUUACACUACCUCAGCAACCUCAUCCAGAGCAUUAAGACGCCCCUGGGUACCAAGGAGAACCCUGCCCGGGUCUGCCGGGACCUCAUGGACUGUGAGCAGAAGAUAGCGGACGGUACCUACUGGGUGGAUCCAAACCUUGGCUGUGCGUCCGACACCAUUGAAGUCUCCUGCAACUUCACACAUGGCGGACAGACCUGCCUGAAGCCCAUCACCGCCUCAAAGGUGGAGUUUGCUGUCAGCCGGGUACAGAUGAACUUUCUGCACCUGCUCAGCUCCGAGGUGACGCAGCACAUCACCAUCCACUGCCUGAACAUGACCGUGUGGCAGGAGGGCCCAGGGCAUACCCCGGCCAAGCAGGCUGUGCGCUUCCGAGCCUGGAACGGGCAGGUCUUCGAAGCUGGGGGUCAGUUCAGGCCAGAAGUGUCUGUAGAUGACUGCAAGGUCCACGAUGGUCGCUGGCACCGGACACUCUUCACCUUCCGUACCCAGGACCCCCAGCAGCUGCCCAUCGUUGGCGUGGACAACCUCCCUCCUGCCUCAUCAGGGAAGCAGUACCGCCUUGAAGUUGGACCUGCGUGCUUCCUCUGACCUCUGUCCUCCAGGCUCCUGUAGGCCUCAUAGGGGAGGGAAGAGGAGGAGGAGGAGGCAAGAGAAGGGUACUGAGGGGCAUGUGGCCCCAGAAGAGGCAUCCCCUCUGCCCAAGGAGCUUUGGGGAAGCCCCAGCUGUUGUCUGCUCAGUAGGAGUAGGGGGAAAGAGGAAGCAGGCACAGUCGCUCUUCAGAACAACCAAUCCCAGCUUAGCCCCAAAGACCAACCAAAGAACCAACCAGAGCAAGCUGGGCCUGCAACCCACCUGGGCCCCGUGGCCUGACUCACAGCUCUGUGGCCGCCCUUCCCUGCCUGGCUUCUUACCCAAAGAGCCCCACAUUCAAGCCAACUUAAGGGAAGGGGCAUCUCUCGUCAGCUGGUCCCUGCCAGGGAGCUUUUGAUGUGCAAUAUUAGAAAGGAGACAUGAAAAAGGAGAAAAGGAAAGAAAGAAGUCUAUAUAUAUAUUUUUUAUUUAAACAAACACAAAGAGGGUGUGUUACUAUUUUUUUUUUCCACCUGGGAAAGAGGUGAGAGAAGAGGAUGAGAAAGAGCAACCAGGGGGUGGGAAGAGGCGAGAUCCUCGGGGCUGGGGGAACCCACGUUUGCUACCUCCCACUGUGAAAUCGCUGGUGCUCGCAAUUGUCUCGCAUAGUGUAUGUGACUUUUUUUUUUAAGGAAAAAAAACUAUUUAAGAUUCUGAAGGUGCUACUAUUUUUGCCACAGACUUUGAAGAAACUUUUGAUGUGGGAGAUCAUCCACAUCUUUCUCUGUCUUCCGAAUGACAAAGUUUGGGGAAUCUUUACAUUUUCCUAGCAUCACCCUUGUGCUCAUCAGGUAACCUACUAAAGGAAAAAAGGAAGGAGAAGCAAAGAAAAAAGGGAGGAGGGGGAAAAAAGCAAAAACACAAAA
Molecule: messenger RNA, 6495 nt
Organism: Chinchilla lanigera (long-tailed chinchilla)
Lineage: Eukaryota; Metazoa; Chordata; Mammalia; Rodentia; Chinchillidae
Gene: Col27a1
Product: collagen, type XXVII, alpha 1
Exons: 61
Coding region: 16-5586 (1856 amino acids)
Molecular function (GO): extracellular matrix structural constituent
Source: RefSeq, a predicted model, not a curated record